CGCCCUACAGCCCAAAACGACGGAAAGACCUGCAAGUUUGUUUCCGUUUUAGGCGUUUCUUCUCUCUGUAAACCUCAACACUGGCGUCUCUCUCCCGCCAUUAACCUCAUCCACUUCCUCUCUAAUCCCUAACCCUAAUACCGAUUCAUUACUUGUAAUCUUGGAUCCCAUUUUUUGUUUCAAGAACAGAAUUGAUCAUCUUGAUGUUAUGCUAGUAUAUCCGAAAUGCCACUUCAUCUCCGUUCACGACCGUCCGAUCAGAUCGCCUUGGAACCCUAAUUUCCGAUCCAGUUCACAAUGUCUUGGGGAUUGGGCUGGAAGCGAUCCUCUGAGAUCUUCCACCUCAGGCUGAAUUACGGUAAUGAAGAGCCCGGGGAGACGUCUGGUCGUACGUCGUCGGCAUCUUCGUCGAGCUCGUCUUCGUCGUCUCUGGCGUCGAUCGUAUCUCAGGACCAGGAGUUGGGCUUUCGGAUCGAAUUGGAUUGGUCUGCCGGGGACGACGAGGAUCAAGUGGUUUUGAGGCUCCAGUCGCAGCUCAUGGUGGCGUUGCCGAUGCCGCAGGACAUGGUGGAGGUGGAGCUGAGGCCCCAGGAGGCGGAGACGGAGGCGUUGGAAAAUGUAUGCUUGGAGAUGAGGGUGGUGAAGCGGAGAGAGCCUCUGCGGGUCGUGACGAUGACCAAGUCCGCCGGGUCGGGCCAGCAGAGCGAUGGGACCGGAGUAUUGACGCGCUUGCUAAGGUCGAAUCUCGCCCCGCAGACUCCGGGGGUGGCCGACAGUGUCUCCUGCGGCGAGCAUUGGAAGAGCGUCACUGUGCUCAGUCUGUGCGGCUGCAGCUUGUCGGUAUUCCCGGUAGAGAUAAGUCGCUUGCCACAUCUUGAGAAGCUAUACCUUGAUAACAACAAACUUACACUUCUGCCAUCAGAGCUUGGUGAGCUGAAAAGUUUAAAAGCACUUAGGGUUGAUUACAACAUGCUGGCUUCAGUACCUGCAGUAGAGCUAAGACAGUGCGUUGAACUAGUGGAACUAUCGUUGGAACAUAACAAGCUUGUUCGGCCACUCCUUGACUUCAGGGCAAUGGCCGAGUUACGGGUUCUAAGGCUUUUUGGUAAUCCUCUUGAAUUCCUUCCUGAGAUUUUGCCAUUGCACAAACUUCGCCAUUUGUCUCUUGCAAAUAUCAGGAUUGUAGCAGAUGAAAAUUUAAGAUCAGUGCAUGUUCAAAUAGAGAUGGAAAACGGUUCUUAUUUUGUUGCAUCUAGACAUAAGCUAAGUGCCUUCUUCUCUCUUAUAUUCCGCUUUUCUUCUUGUCAUCAUCCUCUACUAGCAUCGGCACUAGCAAAGAUAAUGCAAGACCAAGGAAACCGUGUAGUUGUUGGAAAAGAUGAGAAUGCAGUGCGGCAGCUUAUAAGUAUGAUUAGUAGUGACAACCAUCAUGUGGUUGAACAGGCAUGCUCUGCUCUUUCAUCUCUUGCUGCUGAUGUUUCUGUUGCAAUGCAGUUGAUAAAAGCUGACAUCAUGCAACCCAUUGAAACAGUGCUGAAAUCUAUCGGUCAGGAAGAAGUAAUAUCUGUAUUGCAAGUUGUGGCAAAGUUAGCUUUUGCAUCUGGCACUGUAGCUCAGAAGAUGUUGAGUAAGGAUGUAUUGAAGUCGUUAAAAUUGUUAUGUGCCCAUAAAAACCCUGAGAUACAAAGGUUAGCUUUGUUAGCUGUUGGGAAUUUGGCCUUCUGUUUGGAGAAUCGCCGUAUUCUGGUUACUUCUGAAAGUUUGCGGGAACUUCUCUUGCGCUUGACAGUUGCACCUGAAUCACGUGUGAAUAAAGCUGCAGCUCGUGCAUUAGCAAUUCUUGGGGAGAAUGAAAAUCUACGGCGCUCGAUAAAAGGUAGACCAGUGGCAAAGCAAGGACUGCGCAUACUCUCCAUGGAUGGAGGUGGCAUGAAGGGUAUGGCAACUGUACAGAUCCUUAAAGAAAUUGAGAAGGGAACUGGAAAGCGGAUACACGAGAUGUUUGACCUUAUUUGUGGAACAUCAACGGGUGGCAUGCUAGCUGUUGCCCUUGGUAUCAAGCUAAUGACCUUGGAACAGUGUGAGGAAAUAUACAAAAAUCUUGGAAAACUUGUCUUUGCUGAUUCUGUGCCCAAGGACAAUGAAGCUGCAACUUGGAGAGAAAAGUUGGAUCAGCUUUAUAAGAGUUCAUCACAGAGUUUUAGAGUGGUUGUACAUGGAUCAAAACACAGUGCAGAUCAGUUCCAGAGGUUGUUACAGGAAAUGUGUGCUGAUGAUGAUGGAGACCUUCUAAUAGAGUCUGCAGUGAAAAACAUUCCCAAAGUUUUUGUUGUAGCAACCUUAGUGAGUGUUGCACCGGCUCAGCCUUUCAUUUUUCGUAAUUAUCAGUACCCUGCUGGAACACUAGAGGUGCCUAUCGCAAUCUCUGAAAGUUCAGGAACUUCUAUGCUAGUGUUGCCUGCUACGGAUGCUCAAGUUGGCUAUAAGCGCAGCGCUUUUAUUGGAAGUUGUAAGCAUGAAGUAUGGCAAGCUAUAAGAGCAUCUUCUGCUGCUCCAUAUUAUCUUGAUGAUUUCUCAGAUGAUGUCCUACGCUGGCAAGAUGGUGCAAUAGUGGCAAAUAAUCCUACUAUUUUUGCCAUAAGAGAAGCACAACUUCUUUGGCCUGACACAAGAAUUGACUGCUUAGUUUCCAUUGGGUGUGGUUCUGUCCCCACAAAGGUGCGGAAAGGUGGUUGGCGUUAUCUGGAUACUGGACAAGUGUUGAUUGAGAGUGCAUGCUCUGUAGAUCGGGUAGAGGAAGCUCUAAGUGCAUUGCUGCCUAUGCUCCCUGAAAUACAGUAUUUUCGGUUUAAUCCUGUUGAUGAACGCUGUGAUAUGGAACUGGAUGAGACUGAUCCAGCUGUCUGGCUGAAGCUGGAAGCGGCAGUUGAGGAAUACAUCCAAACUAAUUCUCAGGCCUUCAAGAAUGUCUGUGAGAGACUACUUCUUCCUUACCAAAAUGAUGAGAGGUGGUCAGAGAGUUUGAGAGUUCAGCACUACCCCAAGGCAAAGGGGUCAGGUGUAGAUGUGAAUGGACCUUCUCUUGGUUGGAGGCGUAAUGUACUCCUCGUUGAAGCUUCACACAGUCCGGAUUCAAGAAGAACUGCGCACCAUGCACGAGCACUAGAGUCAUUUUGUUCCCGUACUGGAAUACGGCUGUCCCUCAUCCAAGGGAUUUCAGGGUCUGUGAACACAGUGCCAGCAACAACAUUCCCAACACCUUUUACAUCACCUCUGUUCACUGGAAGCUUCCCAUCGAGCCCACUUCUAUACAGUCCUGAUUUUGGCCCUCAGAGGGUUGGCCGAAUUGAUAUGGUCCCACCUUUAAGCUUAGAUGGUCAAUCUGGAAAGGCAGCUGCAUCGCCACCAAAUUCUCCUUCUGGGCCUAGACAGCUUUCUUUACCUGUACAAUCACUGCACAAGAAAUUACAGAACUCGCCGCAAGUGGGCAUAAUACAUUUGUCCCUUCAAAAUGAUUCUAUUGGCUCAAUUUUAAGUUGGCAGAAUGAUGUAUUUGUGGUUGCUGAACCUGGAGAGCUAGCAGAUAAAUUUUUGCAAAGUGUUAAAUUGAGCUUGUUUUCUAUGAUGCGGAGACGUCACAAAAAGGAGGCAUCACUCCUUAGCAAUAUUUCAACUGUUUCUGAUUUGGUUGCAUUAAGACCAUACUUCCAAAUUGGAGGCAUCGUCCACCGUUAUGUAGGACGCCAAACCCAAGUCAUGGAAGAUGAUCAAGAAAUUGGGGCAUAUAUGUUUCGUAGAACAGUCCCUUCUAUGCAUUUAACUCCCGAUGAUGUUCGUUGGAUGGUUGGAGCUUGGAGGGAUAGGAUCAUAAUUUGCACGGGGACAUAUGGGCUAAACCCAACGCUGAUCAAGGCCUUUCUUGACUCUGGUGCCAAAGCUGUUUUAUGUUCUUCAACUGAACCCCCUGAAAUGCAGCUGACAAACUUUCAUGGAUCAGGUGAGUUCGAUACUUAUGAAAAUGGGAAGUUUGAGAUUGGAGAGGAAGAGGCAGAAGAUGAAGAAGCUGAACCUGCCAGUCCAGUGAGUGAUUGGGAAGAUAGCGACCUGGAGAAAAGCGCGGACCAUUUUACAGGUUUUCGGGAUGAAGAUGAGGAUGAAUUGUCACAGUUUGUCUGUGAAUUAUAUGACUCAUUGUUCCGGGAUGGUAAGAGUGUAGAUGUUGCUCUGCAACAUGCUCUAGCCACACAUCGAAGGUUAAGGUAUUCAUGCCAUCUCCCCAGUAUAUAGCAGGUUGUUAAAUAAACAGCAUACAUAAAAAUCAAACUCGUAGUCAACAAAAAAUAAAUCAAGCAAAAAUGAACACCGGCUUAGGGGAGCAUAUUUUAGAGGUAUAUAAGAAAAUAAGAGAGAACAUCCAAUUUUGAGGCUUACUAAAA
Molecule: messenger RNA, 4436 nt
Organism: Juglans regia (Persian walnut)
Lineage: Eukaryota; Viridiplantae; Streptophyta; Magnoliopsida; Fagales; Juglandaceae
Product: phospholipase A I-like
Exons: 18
Coding region: 298-4287 (1329 amino acids)
Biological process (GO): fatty acid metabolic process
Cellular component (GO): membrane
Molecular function (GO): glycerophospholipase activity; protein binding
Source: RefSeq, a predicted model, not a curated record